AUGGCAAGUGCUGAAGGCUUGCAUUUGACAUUUGUCGUUAUUAACUGCUUCUUCAACGCUUUCUUGUCUUUCACCGCCAUCGUAUUAAACAUCAUAACAGUGCAAGCGCUCAGAAAAACGUCUUCGUUGCCUAAGACUUUAAAAACAUUGCUACUAAGCCUGGCUGUGUCUGAUCUGGGUGUAGGCUUACUUGUCCAACCACUGUAUGUUGCAAUUCUUGUGAUGAGAAUCACAAACAGUACAGCUCAUUAUACGUUAAACGAAGUGCGUUUAAUCCAGGGAAAAACAUUGGUCUUGGCUUCCAAUUUUGGUGUUUUAGCAUUAACUGUGGACAGAUUCUUGGCCAUUCAGCUUCAUCUCAGAUAUCAGGAGCUUGUGACUCACAAACGUGUUGUUGCUAUUGUGAUCUCAUUCUGGGUGUUUAGUCCAUCAAUUUCCAUCCUACUUCAAUUGUAUGAUUUUAAUAUUAUGCGACCGGUCAUUUUCGUUGUUUGUGUCGUAACUACAGGAUUGCUUUAUUGCAAGAUAUACGCAUCCGUGAGACACCACACAAAGCAGAUUCACGCUCUGCAAGUACAACAGGCGACACAGAAUGAAGAUAUGGCAAAUGCCGCAAGGCUGAAAAAAUCUUCACUGGCUACAUUCUACGUUUAUUUCGUCUACUUAGUUUGCUAUUUGCCAUUUUCUUGUGUUGGUUUUGCCAAGACCGUCAACGAAGAAACUCCCUUGUUAUCUCAUUUAUUUCAUAUCUCAUUGACUCUUGUGUAUCUAAAUUCAUCCCUCAAUCCCUUGAUCUACUGCUGGAAGAUGAGACACAUUCGACAAACUGUUUUGGAUAUACUUCGAAAUAUUUUUGCGAUUGGUCCACACUAAAGAAAGGAUCUAACUGAGAAUAACUUCUGCCUUUUUCUUUCUGAGUGGUGAAAAUAAUAUCUUUCCAGCAAUACAGUUGGAAAAGUGAAACUAAAUAUAAACGGGAGCUGAAACCUCUUGUACUCUCUGUUCGAAGGCAAAGGGAUAAAUAUAUGAUCGAGCGAGAAUAAGUUCAUGAGAUUUCAGUUUGCUUUGGAAUAAUUAACAAAUAACGGAAACUCUGAAAGUAUUAUUUAUCAAAGUCAGGAAAGAGGGCAAAAAGAAAAAGCUAGGUGGUUUAGGACGAAUGACGAGUGACGUGAUAAAUAGAGGGCCGAGUUUCCAAAUUUUCAUGGGCAAAAAGGUUCUGUGUACAGUAAAGUGUCUUAAAAAGUUUAUAAGAUUUUGUUAACAAUGUGCAUGCAAUGAAGAAAACUAACUAAAGAGGAGAGAGAUCAAAACUAUGUCAAAAAAUCUUCCAUACGAAAUGUACCAAGAGUGGCGAAAAGAUUUACCGAUAUAACAACAACAACAACAACAACACAUGAUAAUAAAAAUAAUAUGAAUAAUACUAAUAAGAAUAAUAAUGAGAAGAAGAACAAGACAGCCUAUUUGUUGAGAGAGAAGAAAACUAGUAGUUUAUACUGUUGAGAAUAUAUAUUACAAUACUUGUAAUUGGUUCAUAUCAAUAAAGUUCAUGUAAAAAAGUUAAAAUGUUUUGAAGAAUGGUAAAAAUAUACCAUUUAAUCUGGGUUUUUUUUAAUUUAUCGAGUCCAGAAAUUACUAAUAAGAUCACUACAUUUGAAAGUUUCAGACUGGGGGAGAAAGAGCUCUCCUCACAGCGCAACCGAUUGGAACAAAUGAUCGAUAGGUAAAUGACAUCAUAAUACUAAAAUACCAUAUUACGGAACCAGAAAGCAGCCAUAAUAUGGCUCCCAUAUCAAGCAAAGAGCUUCUUGCUCUGAGAUUAAAAACUUAGAACCACAAUUAAGUAUAAGGCCCAGGGUUGAACCUAAGUACACAGUUUCCUCAUGUCCCAGUUCAACGACUUGCAAGCAAGUCUCGGCACGUGCGUUUAUAAUAAAGUUGAAACUUUGUAGGAGACCGUACUUAAUGUUUCCAUAGGCAUUUAGAACGAGCGAGUCCAAAAAAGUAAUUAUUGCAACCAAUGAUAUACAACAGAACAACAGUAACAACGUGAAAUGGAAAAAGAAAAAUUACAAAAUCGUAUAUUUUCCACUAUUCUUGAACUAAAAUGUGUUUUCUCCGACACAUUAAUUUUCCUGUUCGGUGGUUACGAGCGCUCUUUCAUAAUCAUGAAAGUUCUCCCACAAUUUCUAUUUCAAGGGAGGGUAGGGACGAAAAGUAGGCUCUUGUCAUUUAGCAACUUUUAACCGCAAAGAAAAACACACACUUCAAACACGCUGAAGCCUUUUUUUCUUUUUUUGGCCUACAAUGUAACUUCUGGGUCCACCAAUAAAUGUACCAACCAAUAAAGACAAUAACGUCUAAAGUUUUUACUACCUACAUUUAUCAUUUGUCAGGGAGGGGGUGAGGCUAAUUAUUAUUUCAUCAGUUUUAUCCAAAAACCAUUUUACCACUUCCUCACGUAUACGUGUAUAUAAGAAGACAUUUUACAAGAAAAUAAGCGAGGUUUUUUUGUUUGUUUGGUACGCAUUAAAUUGCCCGCAACGAUGUUGUUUUAGAUAUAUUUUCAAUAGAAUGAAAUUGAGAAAUAGUUGAUUGUCGUCCAAGACAUAUAUUGCUUUUUGCAGCAUGAUUACUCAUCGAAUUGCCACGUCGUGUAGGCUGGUUUCAUAAAGUUGAGGCUAUAAUGGAUAUUUUAAACAUUCUGAUUCUUGCUACUGAUUAAACUUUGACACACAAGACAGUCCAAGACAGCAUGAUUUGUUUAAGUAACUACCUACUGUGUCUUUGUUUAACACCCUAGCUAGCAAGUUUUUUAAUGGAUAAUAAGUUUCUUAUCUUAACUCCUCCCUGUGACUCGUCAUAGAUCGUUGUUUAUCAAAAGGUCUGCCCCAUAUUUUUUGCUUGGGUCCAGUAAAUACAUUGGAUUGGUCUCCUACUUGAUAGUCGGUUUUUCCUAUAAGCCAUCAAUAAACUCUUUCUUUGUGUAUGACUUUAUAUUAGCGAUUGAUUGCAACCAGCUGCUGCUGGUUUUCUUUGGCGGGAAAACGAAGAGGUCAUGUUUUGAUCCUUUCAUCCAUUGGCUGAUAACACAAAUAACGAACACUGUCCGAAACCAUUUUUUCUUUUUGACCGACGAACUUCAACACUUAGUCCGACCUAGCGCGUUUCGGUUUAAAUGAAAAUAUAUUCAAAUCACUCUGUGAUGAGGACGUCAUUUUAAAUUCUGGAUUACGGGCUCUAGCAGGAGGCCUGGGCUCUAGUAAGAUAUAGUUUUAAUUCCAAACAAGUGAAUAUUUCGGAUGCUAUGAGUACAUUUUUAUGUUUUAAUGGAGGGAGAAAAUAUCUUCUUGUUUAUCAAAUGUGCAUUAAAUUGCGAGCAACGAUGAACUUUUUUUAUAUUAAACUAAAAAGACUAGCGAUAAUAUGAUUCACGUUUUGAUAGUUGCCUCGAAUGAAUUUAAUACCACCAUCAAUUAAGUUAAUAAAGCAUGACAGUAUAUUGUUCUUGAAUACUUUUGUUAUUAAAAUGAAACUGAAACAUACUUUCCGAGUUGAUUGUAGCUUAAAACAUAUAUUGCUUUUUUGGAACAUGAUUACUCAUUGAAUUGCCACCUGGUGUUGGCUGGUUUCAUUAAGAUGAGACUACAAUGGAUGUUUUAAACGUUCUGAUCGUUUGCAACUAAUCAAGUCUGACACAUGUGACCGAAUGAUUUGUCAAGUAACAGGGGCACCCAACGAGAGUAUAGUUCAAAACCACAUAAACAUAGCAUUGUUGAACGUACUUUAGUAUUCAAACGGUAGAUAAAGGCUUAUUUUAUCCCCUAAAAAUUUUUCAUCUGUUCGGAUUUCCUAGCUGAAAGUAUAGUGAUCCGAAAAUUAUAGGGAUCAAAAUUUACCUUUUCGAAAAUUUCAGCCAGAAAAAAGGCUCCCGAAAAUUCUAGGUGACCUUUCUAGGGUAAAAAUCCGUUAAAAAUGGGCAAUUAUACGAUUUUUUUGAAGUUCGAAAAUCCUAGGAGAGGCAGGCAAGCAAGAAAUUUGUCAGAAAAUGAUCCGAAAAUUCUAGACCUCAAAUCGUCUUCCGAACAGAUAAUUUUCCGAAAAUUGUCGUUGGGUGCCCCUGAAGUAACUACCCACUGUGUCUUUGUUUUAAAACCCUAGCUAGUAAGGUUUUUUUUUUAUAGGUGAUAAGUUUUUUUCUGAACCCCCAGUCCUAUAACUUGUGGUAAGUCGUAUUUAAUUAAAAUUUGUUCUCUUUUUAUAGUUUUUGCUUGAGUUCAGCAAACAAGUUGGAUUGGUGUCCGGCCUAAUAGUCUGCUUUUCCUAUAAACUAUCACUGAACUCUUUUUGUUUGACUGUUUAUUUGCGAUCCUUUGCAAACCAACUGCCUUACCUAGCAUAGUAUAUUGUUCUUGAAUACUUUUUUAAUAAUAUGAGAUUGAAACAUACUUUCCCAGUUGAUAGUAGCUUAAGACAUAUAUUGCUUUUUUGGAACAUGAUUACUCAUUGAAUUGCCACCUGGUGCUGGCUGGUUUCAUUAAGAUGAGACUACAAUGAAUGUUUUAAUGAAUGUUUGCAAAUGAUCAAGUCUGACACAUAUAACCUGAGAUCAGGCGUUAUUAUUAAUUAUUAUUAUUAUUUUAUUUUAUUUUAUUUUUUUUUUUGCUUCUUUGCUUCUUUGACGCGAAGGUGGAAAAAUAACGUCUGAUACAUUCAUUUAACAAGCCAUCAACCGCCCCCUAAUUUACAUAAUCUAACGUCCGCUUGACCUGUCAUGUUAUUAGCCAAUCAGCGGUUUCCAGACGGGAAUCAAAUUUUGGUGGGAAUAAUGUCUCUUUCGCCGAAAUCAAUUUUAGGGAAGAGAAAAUUUUUAAGUACGUGCAGGUGGCGCUUCCUAAAAAAAUUUAAAUGUUUUUUUUUUGCCUUUAUUUAACAGCUACAAAUAAUAAAGAAUUUACAAGCUCGUUGACUUCGUUCUGUGGCGAAAGCAGUGGGAAAAAAAAUUAGGCUGGAACAUCAUAUUUCACAAACUGAAAAGUGCUGAGAAAGCGAAGAUCGCUCAGACUGAUUCGCAGGUUUCUGAAGGAGAAACUACCGUCAAACCAGGUCGAGAUUCCAUUCAUGAAUUGAUUAUUUGAAAAGUGAACCCGUUUGUCGCUUCUGUAACUUGUAGCCGGUAUCAAAUUGCAUUCAAAUGAUCGGCGAAUUUAUGACAGUAAUUUUUAGUAAACGAUGAAAUGGAAAAUAUUUCAAUGUCGGAAAUUUCUAUUUAGACAUUCUUCAAAUUCAAGAAAACUGAGCUGGCAGAAAUUUCAUAACCAACUCACGCGUGUGUAUUAACUGCUCAUUACGCAAGCAAAAUGCAGACUGAAAUCAACAACAGCUAACGGAUGGCGGCGUUUUGGCCAAUCGGAACAGCGCAAAUCAUCCGUAUUGUUUCCUAUCCAAUCAGGAAAAAGUUUAGAUUCUGGCUUUUUUGCAUGUGAUCUGUGAAAGAAAUGUAUGAUGCCUUCCUCCCAAAAACAGAUUACAGAGAUACAGGAAGAGGACAGGAUCGCAAGCUAGACACAUGAUCGAAUGAUUUGUUAAGUAACUACCCACUGUGUCUUUGCUUUAAAACCCUAGCUAGUAAGGUUUUUUUGUAGGUAAUAAGUUUUUUCUUCUGAAGCCCCAGUCCUAAGACUCGUCGUAAGUCGUACUUAAUUAAAAUUUGUUUGUUUUUUAUAGUUUUUACCUGAUUUCAGCAAACAAGUUCGAUUGGUGUCCCGCCUAAUAGUCUGCUUUUCCUAUAAACUAUCACUAAACUCUUUUUGUUUGACUGUUUAUUUGCGAUCCUUUGCAAACCAACUGCCUUUUCUAAUUUAAUAUUGCGUCAGUAGUUCAAAUAACUUUCUUCCAUUUGACUGACGAACUCUCAACACCUACAAAGCUCGACCUUUCGCGUUUCUGUUAAAAGAGAGAUAUUUUCAAAUUUCUGUGCAGUGAGAAGAACCCCCAGCAUUGCACAGACAGUUUUAAUUUCAGAUAAGUUGAAAUUUUAGAUGUUAUGAGUGCGUUUCAUGGACUCUCUUAUACCAUUGGCAGUAAUUUAUACCAGUCAAGAGGACGUCUAGACGCCUUAGACGUUUAAGUCGUUGCUUCUAAGCCUGUGCAUUUCUGAUCUAGGUGUAGGUUUUCUUAUCCAGCCACUUACGAUGGAAAUAACUAAAAACCGUAAAGAGACUGGCAACAUUAUUGCUUAUUGGGCUGUUGUUAAAGCAUAUGCCAUCCCUCUGAGUUUAUUUGUUUUUGCCGCAUUUUUUGGUGUUUUCCCGAUAACUGUUGACAGAUUCUUGGCCAUUCAUCUUCACAAUCUCAGAUACCAGAAACUUGUGACUCACAAACGGGUAGCUGCUGUCAGUAGUGAGCUCAUUCUGGGUGUUCAGUGUAAUUGCUUGCUUCUGGUAUGA
Porites lobata is the source of this 6449-nucleotide messenger RNA. Lineage: Eukaryota; Metazoa; Cnidaria; Anthozoa; Scleractinia; Poritidae. The record is from the annotation of a GenBank genome assembly.